AUGGUUCAUUCCCACGGAUACAAGUGUGGCACCCGCCACCUUUUUGCGAAAAAGUUCCGCAAGCAUGGCGUUCCAUCUGUGAGCACCAUCCUGACGAACUUCAAGGUCGGGGACUACGUUGAUGUUGUGGCGGACUCCGCCGUGCGCGCUGGUAUGCCACACAAGUACUACCACGGCCGCACGGGUAUUGUCUGGAACGUUACUCCUCGUGGUGUUGGUGUGAUUGUCAACAAGCCGGUUCGCAACCGCACAGUCCGCAAGCGCAUCUGCGUGCGCUUCGAACACGUGCGCAAAUCGCGCUGCCAGGAGGCCUUCAAGCAGAAGCAGAAGGAUUUCUUGGCCUUCCAGGCGGCGAAGAAGGCCGGCAAGCCUCUUCCUCCCUUGAAGAGAAGCUCCCGCAACGGCGGUAUCGUUCGCGCGAAGAGAGUGGAGGUGCUGGCCCGCCGUGCUGCCGAGUACGAGGCCAUGAUCCCGUACUGA
Messenger RNA from Trypanosoma cruzi, 480 nucleotides. Its product is annotated as ribosomal protein L21E (60S), putative. NCBI's taxonomy places the organism in Eukaryota, Euglenozoa, Kinetoplastea, Trypanosomatida, Trypanosomatidae. Gene Ontology annotation, molecular function: structural constituent of ribosome. The coding region runs from base 1 to 480 and encodes 159 amino acids. The record is from RefSeq and is a predicted model, not a curated record. Gene Ontology annotation, biological process: translation. Gene Ontology annotation, cellular component: cytosolic large ribosomal subunit; ribosome. The transcript has a single exon.